Pygoscelis adeliae (Adelie penguin) is the source of this 441-nucleotide messenger RNA. It is a transcript of the gene RPS16, whose product is annotated as ribosomal protein S16. The coding region runs from base 69 to 389 and encodes 106 amino acids. Gene Ontology annotation, cellular component: ribosome; cytosolic small ribosomal subunit. Lineage: Eukaryota; Metazoa; Chordata; Aves; Sphenisciformes; Spheniscidae. The transcript is spliced from 4 exons. Gene Ontology annotation, biological process: maturation of SSU-rRNA from tricistronic rRNA transcript (SSU-rRNA, 5.8S rRNA, LSU-rRNA); translation. Gene Ontology annotation, molecular function: RNA binding; structural constituent of ribosome. The record is from RefSeq and is a predicted model, not a curated record.
CAGCAACUGCUGUUGCCCACUGCAAGAGGGGAAAUGGCCUCAUUAAAGUGAAUGGAAGACCUCUGGAAAUGAUUGAGCCCAGAACUCUGCAGUAUAAACUGCUUGAACCUGUCCUCCUCCUGGGGAAGGAACGGUUUGCUGGUGUUGACAUCAGAGUCCGCGUAAAGGGUGGUGGCCAUGUAGCACAAAUCUACGCUAUCCGUCAAGCUAUUUCCAAAGCACUGGUGGCUUACUAUCAAAAAUAUGUUGAUGAAGCUUCCAAGAAAGAGAUCAAGGAUAUUCUAAUCCAGUAUGACAGGACUCUGCUGGUGGCAGAUCCUCGCCGUUGUGAAUCCAAGAAAUUUGGAGGACCUGGUGCUCGUGCGCGCUACCAGAAGUCUUACCGUUAAAACUGUUCUACAGUCAUGUGACAGUCAAUAAACAUAAAGAGAAUUUGAUACA